Messenger RNA from Micropterus dolomieu (smallmouth bass), 972 nucleotides. Its product is annotated as G-protein coupled receptor 84-like. Gene Ontology annotation, molecular function: urotensin II receptor activity. The transcript has a single exon. NCBI's taxonomy places the organism in Eukaryota, Metazoa, Chordata, Actinopteri, Centrarchiformes, Centrarchidae. Gene Ontology annotation, biological process: neuropeptide signaling pathway. The record is from RefSeq and is a predicted model, not a curated record. Gene Ontology annotation, cellular component: membrane. The annotation marks the transcript as partial.
UUACUCCUGAUCUCAGCAUGGGCACUAGGCCUGGCCAGCUUUGGCCCGAUAUGGCCUGCUUAUGUGUUCGUGCCACAGGUGUGCACAUGCAGCAUCCACCGGAUCAGGGGUCGCCCCUACACCACCAUCCUCCUCUUUUUCUACUUUUUUAUCGGUCUGGGCUGCGUUGGUGUAUUCUACCUCCUCAUUUACAGGCGUGUCCAGAUCGCCUCACAGGCGCUGCUCCGCUACAGGUUCAGCCGACGAUCAUCCAGGAAGAAACCACCUUCUUCUUCAGCACAAGGGACUGAUGACAGUGGUGUAGAGAGUGGCACGGCCAACACACACAGCUGUGAGAUGAGCAGCCAGGUGGACCCAGCACAACAUACAGAUGAGAUAAUUUGUGAAAAAUUCCCCCAGUCUACCCCGGUUACUGCCAAGGCCUUAAAUACAUCAGCAAACAAGUCUCCUCCUGAAAUCGUCCCUACACCACCUUCCCCCAUAUCUGCUCCCACCACUGCAGCAUCCUCGUCCCACACCCCAGCCUCAGGAGAUGAUAAGGAAAUAAAGCAUGUGACACGCAUGUGCUUCACAGUUUUUCUGUGUUUUGUGUUCUGCUUUGUCCCGUUCAUAUUGCUCAACAUAGUCGACAAAAAUAAUCGUGCCCCACAGGUACUGCACAUGUUCUGUGCAAACCUCACCUGGCUCAACAGCUGUAUCAACCCCGUGCUGUAUGCUGUCAUGAACCGAAAGUUUCAACAGGCCUACCACGUUCUUUUCAUCAGGGCUGCCGCGCUAUUCACCAGCCUCUGGACCUAGUAAAGUGGUGUUUCUAUUCAUAUAAUGACAGUGAUAUUCUGAUGAAAUAAUGUAGCGCAACUUGCUUUCAGCCACUAUUAAGUCUUGAGUUGUUUGUCUUGGUGAUUCAUUUAAAAAGUAGAAAUGAGGAAGGAUGGAGAAAAAGCAGAAGAAAGUGUGUGAGUGUGUGAGUGU